This is a messenger RNA of Chelonia mydas (Green sea turtle), 4623 nucleotides long. RefSeq names its product ligand of numb-protein X 1 (gene LNX1). Gene Ontology annotation, biological process: ubiquitin-dependent protein catabolic process. NCBI's taxonomy places the organism in Eukaryota, Metazoa, Chordata, Testudines, Cheloniidae. The coding region runs from base 1678 to 4038 and encodes 786 amino acids. Gene Ontology annotation, cellular component: cytoplasm. Gene Ontology annotation, molecular function: ubiquitin-protein transferase activity; protein binding; metal ion binding. The transcript is spliced from 12 exons. The record is from RefSeq and is a predicted model, not a curated record.
GUUCCCUGAAGGGAAAGAGCACUGAAAUUUUGGGCUGAUCUUCACAAAUUCAUUUGUAAAUUAAUUACGUUAAAUACUGUGCACAGAGGACCGUUGAUGCCUGCAGACAAAGCGUUCCACUCUUCUUUACAAACAACUCCUGCCUCAGACCUGACAAACUCACUGCACCUAAUACAUCACUUCCGGUAUUUAUCCAUGAAGGGUAGCAUGUGAGGUCUCUACCAAAAGCUUGCAAUUUACCAAUGCUCACAAUCAUUGCAAGAUGUGUGUAUGGGAAAUAUUUAAGGAAUAAGGUAACUAUAUCAAAAAUUAUGCCCUUAUGGUCUUGGAGUAAAAGUGAGCCAGGGCUCAGUGAUGGUCCAUUCAAGAAGUUGAGAGUUGUCACCCCUUCCUGGCUAGCCAAUUACGUAAUGUAUCGCUCAACUGUCCGCCAUUGCAAUAACAACAGAAAAGCCAAUGGAAAACCUUUAAGAUAAACUAUAAGUAUCAAAAACAGUUGGAGGUAAAAAGGAACAUUGUAACAGACAGGGGAUCACCCUGUCUGCCAAUAAAUACAAAAGACUGAUUCAGUAUAUCACAGGGUGGAGAAAGAUGCUCAGCAUCCAUUCGCUGAGGAGACAUCUUGCUGAGCAGGGGUGUUUCCCUCUUUUAGGUUGUGUGUUUGGUUUCAUUCAACUAGAUUUCCACUCGUUAUAGUUUUCUACAAUAGACAAGGCCUGAAUUUGUAAAGGAGAAGAUUUAAACAAAAAAAAAAAAUUAGGCCUUUGCUAGACAGCAUAAAGAAACAAAAAGAGGCACAAGUCCUCCGGCAAAAGCAUUACCAAACAGAUAGGCCUUGUACUAUGCAGUGUAGGUCAGCAAACCAAGGGCUUUUUCUUUUUACCUUUGGGUUUGCAAGUAGAUCUUUUAGAAUAAAGCAGCACUUGUUCAUCUGAGCUUUUGGGGUUUAUCUGAACCAAACUGAGACGUAUUUAUACGUUCACCUAAUACUGUUUUCUAACUUGCAAUGGAUGUUGUUAAAAUAAGAGCCUUUUUUGUGUGUGUAUAUAUCUCUUCAGGCCCCUUUCUCCCCCUACCCCCUUUAUGCACUGUACUCCUCAUGCAUAAAUGAAUAGCCAGAGCAAACUUUUAAUUUUCAUAGAAAUGGUGCUCUGCCUAUGUGUUACUUGAACUCACUUAGCAAAACAAAAAUUAAUUGAAAGAUAUGUACCCCCCUAGGUUUUCUGAAAUAGCUAGGCUAGCAACAUUGACUGCUUCAGUGGCCAAGCAUCCUACUUGAAAUGGACUUGACAACUGAACAAAAUCUGUGUGUAUUGGAAACAUUCUAUCUGUUUAGAAGGAAAUGAUGCUUUUAAGAGGAUGGUGUUUAAUGAAAGGUCAAUAGGUAUCUCGGGUUAUUGUUCCUCCUUCCUCCCCCUACCCAUCUUAUAGGUAAGUAUGUUUGGGUUUUUUCCAUGUUUAAACUACGACUGAAGUGGAGAAAGGGGAAGACACUUCUUUUCAGGAAAAGGACACUACAGUGUGUGUGGUCAGAAAGAGACCAGUUCAGCUGUUGCACGGCACGCUGCUUUCAAGCACGGUUUGAAAUAGGAUUGCUGUCUCGCAGAACUUGCUGAUAUUCUUCCAAAUAGAGAGCAGUUUUUAUUUGCUCUGUUUUACAUCACAUCAGAUCUUAUCAUGAGUCAAAAAGAUUUGUCAGAAGAAGCGGAGGAGAGCCCUCAAUCCUUAUGUAUCACCUGUGGCCAACCACAUUUACCAGAAGAGAACCACCUGUAUAGUUACACAGAAGAAGUGGAUGAUGAUCUAAUAUGCCACAUCUGCCUGCAAGCUUUGAUCCAGCCACUGGACACUCCUUGUGGUCACACCUACUGCACAGUCUGCCUUACAAACUUCCUAGUGGAAAAGGACUUCUGCCCUGUGGAUCGCAAAAUUUUGAUUCUACAGUCUUGCAGAAAGUCCAACAUACUAGUAAAUAAACUCCUGGAUAAGUUAAUGGUUAGCUGCCCUUUCACAGAACACUGCUCAGAGGUUUUGCAACGUUGUGACCUUGAACAGCAUUUCCAAACUGGAUGUAAAGGAGCAUCCCAUUAUGGCCUUACCAAGGAACGAAAGAGACGUUCACAAGAUGACUCUCCAGACUGUAGUGCCACUUUAACCGUAGCGGCUCUUGGCCCAGAGCUCUCCGCAGCUGCAGCGAUAGCCUUAAUGACGGAUGAGCCAGGCCUAGUUAAUCCAGCCUUCAGCCCUGCCUCAGAAGACAACCAGUCAGGGAGCAGGUCUGGGGACCCCAGUAGAAGCAACCAAAACAGAAGUAGGCCCUUCGAACGUUCCACUAUAAGAACCAGGUCUUUUAAAAAAAUAAAUCGAGCUUUGAGUGUCCUUCGAAGGACGAAAAAUGGCAGUGCUGUAUCCAACCAGGCUGACCGGGAAAGGGAGCAUGUUGAAAACUGUCUUGCCACAGAGGAAGAUUCAGAGUGUUCCAUACCACUCCCGAUGAGAAAUAUACAAGAGUAUGGAGAAAAAUCUGCAAGCAGAGUCACCAAAAACAAGACAGAAAGUUUACUUCUUUCUAGAUUCUGCUGUUCAACGAUAUGUAAAGACUGGAAGUGUAAAUGGGGAAAGAAAGUCUUCCCCAGAUUAUAUCACCUGAUUCCAGAUGGAGAAAUUACCAGUAUUAAGAUCAAUCGUGGUGAUCCCAAAGAAAGUCUUGCCAUUAGAGUUGUGGGAGGCAGUGAAACGCCUUUGGUUCACAUAAUUAUACAACAUAUCUAUCGAGAUGGCGCGAUUGCCAGAGAUGGAAGAUUACUGCCGGGAGACAUGAUACUAAAGGUGAACGGCAUGGACAUCAUCAAUGUUCCUCACAACUAUGCCCUGUCAGUUUUGAAGCAGCCUUGUCAGGUGCUCCGACUCACUGUGCUUAGAGAGCAGAGGUACCGAUACCGAAACAACGGACUUUCUCUUGAUGCUCACUACAACAGGGAUGACAGUUUUCAUGUGGUUCUAAACAGAGGCAGCCCAGAUGAGCAGCUGGGAAUAAAGCUGGUCCGCAAGGCAGAUGAACCCGGGGUAUUUAUUUUCAACUUGCUGGAACAAGGUGUAGCUGCCCGUGAUGGACAGCUUCAAGAAAAUGACCGGGUGUUAGCUAUUAAUGGCCACGAUCUUCGGUACGGCAGUCCGGAAAAUGCAGCCCAGCUGAUACAGGCCAGUGAGAAGCGGGUUCACUUUAUUGUGUCACGGCAAACCAGACAGCAGACCCCUGACAUCUUGCAGGAGGCUGAGUGGAAUUACAACGGCAGUCCUCAGCCUUGCCCAUCGGAAGGAAACUAUCCUAACAAGAACACCCUUCAUGCUGUCACCUGUCAUGAGAAGGUGGUGUCUGUCCGGAAGGAUCACACAGAGUCACUGGGAAUGACUGUGGCAGGUGGAGCAUCUCACAUGGAAUGGGAUUUGCCUAUCUACGUGAUAAGCGUUGAACCCGGAGGAGUCAUCAGCAGAGAUGGCAGAAUGAAAACAGGUGACAUUUUGCUGAAUGUGAAUGGAAUUGACCUGACUGGUGUCAGCCGUAGCGAGGCAGUAGCCCUGUUGAAAAACACCACCUCCUCUGUAGUACUCAAAGCCUUGGAAAUGAAAGAAUGUGAGGCCCUGGAGGACAUGAGCCAUGUAUCACUCCCUGACACCAAUCAGAACACAUCAGAUAACAGUGAAUGGUCACCUUCCUGGGUUAUGUGGCUUGAGCUCCCGCGGUAUUUGUACAGCUGCAAAGAAAUUGUAUUACGAAGAAAUACAGCAGGAAGUCUUGGCUUCAGCAUCGUAGGUGGUUACGAAGAACACAGUGGGAACAAACCAUUCUUUAUCAAAUCCAUCGUUGGAGGCACACCAGCAUACAAUGAUGGAAGAAUUAGGUGCGGUGAUAUCCUCCUUGCUGUCAACGGCAGGAAUACAUCAGGAAUGAUGCAUGCCUGUUUGGCAAGGAUGCUCAAAGAACUGAAAGGAAAAAUUACUCUCACUCUUAUGUCCUGGCCUGGCACUUUUUUAUAAAACAAGUAUUCAUGGAAAAAUGACAUAUCAUUUGACACAGAAAACAAGCUAUUUACUAUGGACAUCAGUUUUCCUACAGUUUUUUGGUCGACUGUAUAUUUGUAAAUAAAAAAAAGUUCGUGAAUUGUAAGUUUGCAUGUCAAGAUAGUCUUGAGAAAACAUGGCGCCUGUCAGAGUAACACGCACUUAAGAAAAAAACAAAGCUACUGAAAUUAUAUAUCAGGGUACAAUUCUCAUGUGUUUUAAGUUUGUAUUUUUAUAUUUGAUUCAUGUUAAUAAUCAAAGUCCAUUAAGAAGCAGCAGCAAUUCUGUUCACUACCGUUUUCAAUUUAGAAAAAAAGUUAUGGAUAUGUAACUUGGAAAAAUAUGUGGCAGUCUCUUGAAAUGAUAAACUUGAAAUAUUUUUGUAAAUCAAUUGACUGUUUCUACCCAACAUGUGAAAAGCACUUUGAUCAAAUAAUGUUCCUUUUCAUGGUCAGUAUGAUGCUGAUAUUUUCAAGACUUUCGAAUAUUUUGCUUGUUAGGAUGUAAUACUGUGAAUGAGAUUUUAUUUCUUACUAAAAAUAAACAUAACUAUUGUACAGA